UUGUUAACCAUAUCCUUUCAUUUCUCCUGCUUCCCCUACUCUCUCUCUAUCUCUCAAAGUUUCUGGAAUUCUUACUGAGUAAACUCUACCUAGAUCUACCAAAAACACAAAAGAACAUACAUAACUGAAACACUAAGGUGCAGAAAGAAUAUAUCAAUGGUGGAGAUAGCGUCCCCAUCGUCUUCAUCCUCCUUUAUGUCGUUUUGUCAAGACUCCUCUCCCCCACUCCAACAACGCCUCCAGUUCAUCCUCCAAAGUCGCCCUGAAUGGUGGGUCUACGCCAUCUUCUGGCAGGUUUCCAAGGAUGCCACUGGCCAUCUUGUUUUAUCGUGGGGUGAUGGUCAUUUCAGAGGAACAAAAGAAUUUGCAGCCAAAGCUUGCAACAAGCAGAACCAACCCAAAUUCGGCUUCAAUCUUGAAAGAAAGAUGAUUAACAAAGAGUCCCAAAUUCUCUUCAGUGAUGAUAUUGAUUUGGACAGAUUGGCAGACUUGGAUGUUAUUGACUAUGAAUGGUUUUAUACGGUGUCAGUAACACGAUCAUUCACUGUUGAGGAUGGAAUUCUUGGCAGGACAUUUGGCUCCGGGGCUUUUAUUUGGUUGACGGGCAACCAUGAGUUACAGAUGCACGAGUGUGAGAGAGUUAAAGAGGCUCGUAUACAUGGGUUACAGACACUGGCCUGUAUUUCAACCCCUUAUGGAGUUAUUGAAUUGGGUUCCUCGACUACGAUCGAUAAAGAUUGGAGCCUAGUGCAACUCUGCAAAUCGCUCUUCGGUGGAGACACAGCCUGUUUCGUCUCAAAGGAGCCAAGCCUUGAGUCUCACCUUCAUAUUCCUAAUACUUCUUUCCUUGAUAUUAGCAUGUUCUCAGCUUCUCAAAAAGAAACCUCUGUGGAAAAGCAAAAUGAAGGCGACAAAAAGAAAGAUGCCACUGGUCAAGGUCGCUCAUCAUCCGACUCGGCACGUUCUGAUUCUGAUGGAAAUUUUGCUGCUGGAAAUACUGAUCGGUUCAAGAAAAGAGGAAGAAAGCAACUAGACGGCAAGGAUUUGCCUCUGAACCAUGUUGAAGCGGAGAGGCAGCGCAGAGAGAGGCUGAAUCAUCGAUUCUAUGCACUCCGGUCUGUAGUUCCUAAUGUGUCAAAGAUGGAUAAAGCAUCUCUACUAGCAGAUGCAGUUACUUACAUCAAGGAGCUCAAGGCCAAAGUUGAUGAGUUAGAGUCCAAACUACAAGCAGCAUCCAAGAAAUCCAAGAUUACCAACGCCACUGACAAUCAAAGCACCGACUCGAUGGUCAAUCACAUCAGAUCUUCUUCAAUAUACAAAGCCAAGGCAAUGGAACUGGAGGUGAAAAUCGUAGGAUCAGAAGCCAUGAUAAGAUUCUUGACUCCAGAUGUUAAUUACCCAGCAGCAAGAUUGAUGGAUGUGCUUCGAGAAGUGGAGUUCAAGAUUUAUCACGCAAGCAUGUCAAGCAUUAAGGAGAUGGUGCUUCAAGAUGUUGUGGCUAGAGUUCCUGAUGGACUCACAAAUGAAGAAGUGGUGAGAAGUGCUAUUCUCCAAAGAAUGCAGAACUAAGCUUCAACCUGAUCUCCUAUUAACCAACAAACAUAAAAUGUGGUCAACGUGUGUUUGGUUUUUCAUUUUCCUCGAAUAAUUCGCGAAAUGUUUUACCUUUCUGCAGUGUGUGCAAUUGUAAAGAACAACAAUGUUGUUAAAAUUGUUGUUUGGGUGCUCUUCGUUUUUCUAGUUUCUGUUGUUCUUAAAAUCAUUGUUGUUCUUUGAGUGCUCUCCGUACGUUUUUGUUGUUUCUUUUGAGCGCUCCUCUUCGUUUUUGUAGUUUCUCUUGUUCUUAAGAAAAUUGUUGUUCUUUCAGUGUUCUUCA
This is a messenger RNA of Manihot esculenta (cassava), 1876 nucleotides long. Its product is annotated as transcription factor MYC2. Gene Ontology annotation, cellular component: nucleus. Gene Ontology annotation, biological process: regulation of DNA-templated transcription. The transcript has a single exon. NCBI's taxonomy places the organism in Eukaryota, Viridiplantae, Streptophyta, Magnoliopsida, Malpighiales, Euphorbiaceae. Bases 157 to 1569 code for a protein of 470 amino acids. Gene Ontology annotation, molecular function: protein dimerization activity; DNA-binding transcription factor activity; transcription cis-regulatory region binding. The record is from RefSeq and is a predicted model, not a curated record.